Necator americanus (New World hookworm) is the source of this 321-nucleotide messenger RNA. RefSeq lists its product as uncharacterized. The record is from RefSeq and is a predicted model, not a curated record. Gene Ontology annotation, cellular component: mitochondrion. Gene Ontology annotation, molecular function: glutathione disulfide oxidoreductase activity. Bases 1 to 321 code for a protein of 106 amino acids. The transcript has 3 exons. Lineage: Eukaryota; Metazoa; Nematoda; Chromadorea; Rhabditida; Ancylostomatidae.
AUGAGUGCAAAAACGUUCGUAGACGGAUUAUUGAAGUCCUACAAGGUUGUGGUAUUCAGCAAAUCGUACUGCCCUUAUUGUCACAAAGCUCGUGCGGCGUUGGAAAGUCAAAACCUGAAACCAGGAGCAAUGGAAUGGGUGGACAUCGAAAGCAGACCUGACUGCGCAGAAAUUCAGGACUAUUUGCAGACCCUAACAGGAGCAAGGUCGGUUCCUCGAGUGUUUAUAAACGCGAAAUUCUUCGGCGGAGGUGACGACACAGCUGCUGCUGCAAAAAAUGGAAAACUCGCUCAGAUACUUAAAGAGGCACAGGCUAUCUAA